Messenger RNA from Eimeria mitis, 399 nucleotides. RefSeq lists its product as uncharacterized. The coding region runs from base 1 to 399 and encodes 132 amino acids. The record is from RefSeq and is a predicted model, not a curated record. Lineage: Eukaryota; Apicomplexa; Conoidasida; Eucoccidiorida; Eimeriidae. The transcript has 4 exons.
AUGCUUAUUAGAGGAGAGAACAGCGAGGCCGUGGGCCCGCGGAGACACCAAACCCACCAAAUAAACCAGAAAAAAAAACAGCAGCAGCAGCAGCAGCAGCAGCAGGAGCAGCAGCAGCAGCAGCAGGAGCAGCAGCAGCAGGAGCAGCAUACCUGCUUAGAACAGAUGCGGCAGCGGCAACUGCUGCAGCACGCAAAACUAAGACGUAGCAGCAGCAGCAGCAACAGCAGCAGCAGCAACAGCAGCAGUAGCAGCAACAGCAGCACCACCACCAUCACCAUCAUCAGCAACAGCAGCAAAACCAACAACAACAGCAGCAGCAGCAGCACCAACAACAACAACAACAGCAGCAGCAGCAGCAGCAGCAGCAGCAGCAGCAGCAGCACAUACAUCUUGUAG